CUGCCCCAUUUUUAGAAACAGGCAAAAGAAGAGGGAGGGGAGUGUGGAGGAGAAGAGAGAGACAUUCUGGCUAUGGAAAAGAAAUUGUGUUUGAGAAACAAAUAUUGGGUUUUAAGGCAUGGAAAGAGCAUUCCUAAUGAAAAGGGUCUCAUUGUUUCCUCUAUGGAAAAUGGGAUCAAGGAAGAAUACCAAUUAGCAGAUGAAGGUGUUGGUCAGGCACAGUUGGCUGGAGAAUUGUUCCUUAAGGAAUUGAAAGAGAGAAACAUACCACUUGAAAGUGUUCGCAUCUGCUACUCUCCAUUUGCAAGAACGAGCCACACUGCCAAAGUUGUUGCAUCUGUUUUGAAUCUUCCCUUUGAAGGUCCUCAAUGUAAAAUGAUGGGAGAUCUUCGAGAACGCUAUUUUGGUCCUUCAUUUGAACUUUUUUCACAUGAUAAGUAUCCUGAGAUAUGGGCACUUGAUGAGAAAGAUCCAUUCACUCGACCAGAAGGUGGAGAAAGUGUUGAUGAUGUCGCUACUAGACUUGAAAGUGCUCUGGCAAUUAUCGAGUCAGAAUUUCAAGGGUGUGCAGUCUUGAUUGUGAGCCAUGGUGACCCCUUGCAAAUCUUGCAAACAGUACUAAAUGCAACCAAGCAAAACACAGAGUCGUCCUCUAAUGACUUGGCAUCAAUAAUUCAAGCAGUCAAGGUCCCUUCUGUCUUGUCUCAGCACCGGAAAUUUGCACUGGUUACUGGAGAACUUAGGCCGGUAGAAUAAUUUGCAACUCAUGUUGAGUGAUGUGGUUUGAGACUUCAGUGAUUUGAUUUUGUUUAGACUUGAAAAAUAUCCCCUGAAGCAACAAUGAUUCUUCUGAUGAGCAAUAGCAUAGUCUGCUUAAGAUCCAUUCUGUUUCAA
Messenger RNA from Populus trichocarpa (black cottonwood), 894 nucleotides. RefSeq names its product metal-independent phosphoserine phosphatase. The transcript is spliced from 6 exons. NCBI's taxonomy places the organism in Eukaryota, Viridiplantae, Streptophyta, Magnoliopsida, Malpighiales, Salicaceae. Bases 73 to 756 code for a protein of 227 amino acids. The record is from RefSeq and is a predicted model, not a curated record.